Messenger RNA from Drosophila bipectinata, 653 nucleotides. Its product is annotated as putative trypsin-6. Gene Ontology annotation, biological process: proteolysis. NCBI's taxonomy places the organism in Eukaryota, Metazoa, Arthropoda, Insecta, Diptera, Drosophilidae. Gene Ontology annotation, molecular function: serine-type endopeptidase activity. The record is from RefSeq and is a predicted model, not a curated record.
GGAAUGUAAAGUUGAAGCCAUCGGAUAUCUUUGUCGUCGCCGGAACGCCCAAAAGACUGGUUAAAACCGAUAGCACGCAGAUCAUGAAAGUGAAAAGCUUGAAGGUACACCCCAGAUACUCCAGAGUAGGGGCCCCAACGAACGAUUUGGCUCUUUUGAUACUGGAAAAGGAAAUAUCGAUGGGGAACUUCACAGACACCAUUCCUAUUACCAACCAUACGCCAGAGGCUGGAUUGAAUUGCACCGUUGUUGGCUGGGGAACAGUUUUACCUGAAGGACCACUUCCCGACGAAGUUGUAUAUGGAGACGUGCAAAUCCAGCCGCGGAGCUUUUGUAAAAAGCUACAAGGCUUUAGGAGCGAUGUCAUGAUCUGCGCCUGCAGUCCCCUUAAUUAUGAGGUGGACAGCUGCCAAGGUGACUCUGGUGGCCCGAUAAUCUGCAACGAGAAGGUUUACGGCAUCGUUUCCUUUGGCGAUGGUUGCGGCGAGCCCAACAAUGCAGGCAUCUACACCAACGUAUACCGAUUCCGCAAGUGGAUAGAGAGGAACUCUCGUUCCGAGAACGUCAAGCAGUUAUCCUUAGUCUUGCUACUCUUAAUAAUACACACGCAGCUUGUUUUAUAACUCAUUUAUAAAUAUGACUUAUAUUUUUCA